CGCAAUCUCAUAUUUGCAAUUGACUGGUGUGCAAUCUCAUUCGGCGAACAAUUACAGCGUUCAUUUUCAUUUUCAUUUUAUUGUUCUCUCCAUUCUAGCAUCGCUUUUUUAUAUCCUUUCUUUUUGUAAUCUGCAAUCAACACACUCGCACUCAGCAUCGCCUUUUUCUUUUACCUCAGAAUCAAUCGCUUUAGUCUCACCAUACUCGAGCGCUAUUUGAAGAAUGUCUAGCAGCACAAUUGCGCACGGCGCGCAGGCCACACAGGCCUCAGGGAUCCGCGAGUACUACCAGCACAAAAUUCAGCAGGCGGAGCAGAAAAUCGUCGACAAGACUCAGAAUCUGCGGCGUCUCGAGGCCCAGCGCAACACAUUGAACGCCAGAGUGCGCCUGCUCAAAGACGAGCUGAACCUGCUGCAGGAGCCCGGGCUUUCGGUGGGCGAGGUUGUCAAGGUCAUCGGCAAGAAGAAGGUGCUGGUGAAGCUGCAGCCCGAAGGCAAGCACGUUGUCGACAUUGCUGAUGACAUUGAUAUUACAAAGCUCACGACAUCGACCCGCGUUGCGCUGCACUCGGACUCGUUCAAGCUUUGCAAAAUCCUGCCCAACAAAAUCGACCCGCUCGUGAGCCUGAUGAUGGUCGAGAAGGUGCCCGAUUCGACAUAUGACAUGAUCGGCGGCCUGGACGAGCAGAUCAAGGAAAUCAAAGAGGUCAUUGAGCUUCCGGUUAAGCACCCGGAGCUGUUCGAGGCGCUCGGCAUUGCGCAGCCCAAGGGAGUAUUGCUGUACGGCCCGCCGGGAACCGGAAAGACGCUCCUUGCGCGUGCGGUCGCUCAUCACACGGACUGUCGGUUCAUCCGUGUGUCAGGGUCUGAGCUGGUGCAGAAGUACAUUGGAGAGGGCAGCCGCAUGGUCCGCGAGCUGUUCGUCAUGGCACGCGAGCAUGCCCCCUCGAUCAUCUUCAUGGAUGAGAUCGACUCCAUCGGCUCGUCGCGAGGCGACUCGGGGUCCGGUGGCGGCGACUCGGAGGUGCAGCGGACGAUGCUGGAGCUGCUCAACCAGCUCGACGGAUUCGAGCCCACACAGAGCAUCAAGGUCAUCAUGGCAACCAACCGCAUUGACAUCCUCGACUCGGCGCUGCUGCGCCCUGGGCGUAUCGACCGUAAAAUCGAGUUCCCGCCUCCAAAUGAGAUUGCGCGCACAGACAUUCUGCGCAUCCACUCGCGCCGGAUGAACCUGACCCGCGGCAUCAACCUGCGCAAGGUCGCCGAGCGCAUGUCGGGCGCCAGCGGUGCCGAGGUUAAGGGCGUGUGCACAGAGGCCGGCAUGUACGCUCUGCGUGAGCGGCGCGUGCACGUCACACAGGAGGACUUUGAGAUGGCCGUGGCCAAGAUCAUGAAGAAGGACUCGGAGAAGAACACAUCGCUUCAGAAGCUGUUCAAGUGAGGCGCGGCCCAAUUUCCUUUGCUCUCUUUUCAAGUACUUUUCCUUAUAUAUUUUCUUGCUUUACACCACGGCCCGGCCGCUUCACGUGCAGAGCUACACACGCACUGCUUCUGGGUAUGCGCACCAUUGCAGAGAGAAAAGAGUCGGAGACCGUACGUGAUUUGGGCGGGCAGGGCAGGGCAGCUGAGCCACGGGUGGCCUGCCACCUGAAUGAAUGGCGCGAGAAGGCCGUUAUUUUCGUUAUUUUCGUUAU
This is a messenger RNA of Kickxella alabastrina, 1694 nucleotides long. RefSeq names its product 26S proteasome AAA-ATPase subunit RPT6a. The record is from RefSeq and is a predicted model, not a curated record. Gene Ontology annotation, cellular component: proteasome regulatory particle, base subcomplex. Gene Ontology annotation, molecular function: ATP hydrolysis activity; proteasome-activating activity; ATP binding. Gene Ontology annotation, biological process: proteasome-mediated ubiquitin-dependent protein catabolic process. The transcript is spliced from 3 exons. The coding region runs from base 224 to 1441 and encodes 405 amino acids. NCBI's taxonomy places the organism in Eukaryota, Fungi, Kickxellomycota, Kickxellomycetes, Kickxellales, Kickxellaceae.